AUGUCCAAGCAAUACAAAUAUAAACAGGCAAAAAUAACCGAAGAGUUCAUCGACGUAGACGACGAAAUUCAAAAUAGUACUCAACAAACUGGGUAUGCUUGGGAGGAAGAAUAUAAGCGUAGUUGGGACGUGCUACAGGAAGACGAGGAUGGUAGUCUGAAACGAACUGUCGAAAAUCUUCAACAUCGGAAAAGGAAAAGGCUUUUUCGAGAUACGGCAACGAUUCGACGUGGGAUAAUACGACACAUGUUCUUGAUCGUUGAUCUUUCCGAAGCAAUGAUGGAGAAAGAUCUUCGUCCAUCUCGAUUAGAUCUAACUCUUUUAUAUGCUGAGCAAUUUAUUCUAGAGUAUUUUGAUCAAAAUCCGAUUUCUCAACUUGGCAUAAUUGUAACAAAGGGAGGCUAUGCAGAAAAACUUUCCGAUCUGACUGAAAUAUUGAUCAUUAUGGGAUCUCUUACAACCUGUGAUCCGGGAGAUAUUUACGAUACAAUAGAUAAUUUGGUAAAUGAAAAUAUUCGUGUUUCAGUAGUUGGAUUAGCCGCUGAGGUACAGAUAUGUAAACUCAUGUGCAAAAAAACCAAGGGUACGUAUGGAGUAGUGCUGAAUGAAGCACAUUUUAAAGAUUUACUCUUUGAAAUCAUACCACCGCCUCCAGUCUCAGCUACUCAAAAUAAAGCGGAAUUGGUUAUAAUGGGGUUUCCAAGUAGUGUUACUGAUGCAUCGCCUUCACUUUGUGCAUGUCAUUCAAAACCUACAAUUGGUGGCUUCAUUUGCGCUCGAUGUCAUUCAAAAAUUUGCGAUUUGCCAACGGACUGUCCGGUGUGUGAACUUACACUUGUAUCAAGUCCACAUUUGGCAAGAUCAUAUCAUCAUUUGUUUCCCAUAAAUAAUUUCGUAGAAGUUCCAUGGAACAAUAGUGUAUCUUCAACACAUUGCUUUUCGUGUCAAAUUCCUUUUCCACCUUUAUUAGGAGUACGUGGAGGUGCGGUACCUAUUGAAAAUAGCGGUCGAUAUAAAUGCAAUAAAUGCCAUCAACAUUUUUGCAUCGAUUGUGAUGUUUUCGUUCAUGAGGUUAUUCAUAAUUGUCCAGGAUGUCUGGCAACCACUCAUUAA
Messenger RNA from Funneliformis caledonium, 1113 nucleotides. The record is from the annotation of a GenBank genome assembly. NCBI's taxonomy places the organism in Eukaryota, Fungi, Glomeromycota, Glomeromycetes, Glomerales, Glomeraceae.